Molecule: messenger RNA, 10060 nt
Organism: Athalia rosae (coleseed sawfly)
Lineage: Eukaryota; Metazoa; Arthropoda; Insecta; Hymenoptera; Athaliidae
Gene: Hers
Exons: 12
Coding region: 394-6075 (1893 amino acids)
Molecular function (GO): chromatin binding
Source: RefSeq, a predicted model, not a curated record
AAUGGCCGACGGGGCUACGGGAAAAGGGCAGGGACGUCGAGUGGUUCGAGGAUCGGGAUGUAAGAAAUGAAAUUAUCUCGGUCAAUGUUAACAAUUGAGGCGUGAAUAACCCGGUAAAUUAUUAGACUUGUGAUCGCGUGCGUAACCGAUAUUAAAAAGGUCAAGUCUGAGCGGGUGGGUUACUAAUAAUCGUGUAAUAAAGAAACUGUUCACGGGGCAAGUGGCAACACAGGGACUUGCCAGAGAUAUAUCAUAUCCCAGAUUAUAUCGAUCCUUACGGAGGGAACUAAAUCGAACAUGGCGAUCGGGUAAACGAAUUUUUAUUUUCGAGUAAAUAACUCGCGGAUAGUUUUUGCCCGGUGUUAAAAUGUGAAGAAGAAACAAGUUCCGAGAAUGAAGCCACAGAAGAAGGCAGUUGUAGUGGGACGCAAGGGCGCCGCUGCAGUUGCUACCACUGGUAAAAAACGACGCGCAUCCCCGGAAAAAAUUAACAAUUCCGAUCCACCGAAAAGGGAUAAGAAAACGGAAGCUUUGGAAAAGAAGGCGAAACGGGUUGAGGCGAUUUUCGCAUCGGCGAAAAAGUCUGAUAAGUCGGAAGAUCUGAAAAAGAAGGCGCAGGAAAAGUGUGACGAUUUAAAAAAGAAGUUGGAGAAAGUCGAUGAAAAGAAAAAAGGGGAUAAAGUUGAUGAUAAAAAAAAAACGACCGAGAAGGCCGAGGAGAGAAAAAGGGUCGAAAAAGAUAAAUUGGAGGAAAAACGUAACAAUGCCGAGAAAAUUGAGGAUCCCAAGAAGUCGCAGCAGGAAGAAUUGAAAAAGAAGACUGAGAAACAAGAAGAUAAGAAAAAGCAGAACAGCAAAGAUCAAGAAAAGAAGCACGAGAAGAUAGAUAAAUCUGAAGUCAGAGUCGAAGAAGAGAAGACCGAGGUGAAAGAUAACUGCAUUGGGCAGGAAAAGAAAAAAAAAGAUGCGCAAUCCGAAGAUGCAGCGAAGUCAGUUCUUCAACGUGUUGAAGAUAAGGCUGAAGAAAAUUUGGAAAACACAGAUUGUGUGAUAACCAAGAAGAAGACUAAGGUAGAUGAAAAAAAAAAGGAGCUGAAGGUUACGAAGAAAGGUGAGCGAAAAAAGUCCCCAGAGAAAGAAAAUAGCGGGAAAAAAUGUUCUCCGAGUACAGCCAAGGGGAAGAAGGAGGCGAAGCCAAAGCAGUCGCGGAAGAAACCAACGCCGGUAAAGAAAACGAUUCUCGCUAAAAAGAUAACGUCUCGAGCUGUACCAGUGACAAAGAAAUUGUUACAAACGAAAAUGAAGCUAGUCAAAAAAUUGCGUACUGUCGACUCGAAUGAUCUGGGUGAAACUGAAGAGGGGGCGAAAAAGUCAAAGAAAAAGUUGCCAACAGCUACCGCACCAGCGGUGAAGAAUUGCAAGGUCAACGAGAAGAAGCCACAGUUGGCGAAACAAAUGAAGUCAAAGGUAGUGCCGCGUAAGUUACCCAAGGCGAAUUCCGUGCUUUCGACGAAGAAGGAAGCAAAGAUGUUGAAGUUGGCCGAGAAAAUAGUCGCGAAAAAGAAGAACAACUCUUCGAUGCAAUCAGAGAGUACGAAAAAUUUGGUCACGGAGGAUUCCACACUCGGUAAAACGACCGACGAUCAGCUGGAUUCUAAGACCAUAAAGAGAGAACUGGAUUCCAGCGAAGAUUAUACACCGUGGAAAAAGUCUACUGCCGAUGGUAAAAAAACGGUAAAGAACAAUAUCUGCAAACCAAAAGUAACUAAUAAAAAAUUGCCGAAAAAGUGCUUGAAGAUUACGAAAAAUCGUACUGGAAACAGCGAACGCAAUUCGAAUACCUCCGAUGAAGUAAUGUUGGAAGAUCUCCUAAAAAACUCAAAGAUUGUUGCGGUCGAAGAAAAUGAGAAACCGAAUAUCCUAAAACAAUCAAAACAAGAAACCAACGGAGAUACUUUGCUUCGAAUUGGCCUGAAGGUGGAAACGGACGACAGAGACGAUUCUUCGAUAUCCGCGACUACCGAUGGCGAAGAAGACGAUGACGGUGAUGACGGCGACGAUAACGAGGAUCACGACGACGAGGAAAAUUCGGGAACCGUGAAGAGUAAAAAACGUAAUAUCAAAAAACGGGACCGUAAAAGUCCCUCGUCCGAUGCGUCAUCGGAACGAGCGAGGAGGAUGAGAUUGUUCGGAUUUUGGACGGGCCCAAAGCGUCAUCGAGUAGCUUCGCUCAACGCGUCAGCAAAAGUGCAUUGUUUGUACGAGAAUGAAGCAAGCGGUGUCUACCUCGGUGGUUACUGCAAACCGAAGGCAGAGAAAGAGAAACAGUCCAAAAAGUUGAAGGAAGAUCAGGAUAAGGAAAAGGAAAAAGAAAAAGAUAAGGAAAAAGACAAAGACGAGGUGAAGGAAAAAGAGGUAUCAUCGUCGUCGAAAAAGGUGCAAGAGACGAAGCCGAAGGUGGAGGAAAUCUCUCCUAAACGUAAUUUGAGAAACGUGCCGGGAUUGCGCGGAAAGCACUGGGAUAUGAUGGAGAGUUCUUCCUCCUCACCUUCGUCUUCCGACGAAGAGCAGCGCGCAUCAGAGGAGCGUAAAAAUGUGGAGGCAAACAAAAAAAAGGUGGCGAAACGACGUAAGAAGAACGAGGAAGUAAUGGACUUGAAAGACAUGGUGGUCUGCAAGCGUAUGGCGAGUCUCAACGCUUCGGCCAUACUAGCUGCCUCUUAUUCCGACGAAAAAUAUCACUGCAGAGGAUCCUCAUUUAGCGAAUCCUCCAGCGAAUCGGAUGUUGAGGUCGUCAGAAGGCGGAAGCAGAGCGACUCGGAGGCUGAGAGGCGAAAGUCGCGGCAGGGCUCUGACCCCGAAGAAGUCAUCAAACAGCCAAAGAAAGUCGUCAUCGUUAACCAGGACACCGACGUUACCAUUACAGGCGUCUACGUUAACCAGACGAGGUCUACACACCACGAAGGAUUUUGCAGCAUUGCGGGUAUGCAAUAUCGCAUCAGUUCAACCAGUCACACUCAAACCGCUGCAACUGCUGUCGCAACUGAAAUUCAUGAACAUCCAAAACCCGAACAGCCAUGUAAGUCGUACACUCCUCUCGGCGCUCUGUCCUCUAUGCAACCACCGGGGAGUCAAGGCCCGCCUCAUCCGCCUAUGUCACCGAGAAGACACUCGGCGUUCUCAGCCCCCCAUCAGCACGGGUAUUAUCAACCGGCUGGUCCACUGAUACAGCAUCCCCCAACGCUACCACCGGUAAAAGCUCCUCCACCGGAACCAACACCGACGCCUCCCCAAAAUUCAGAAGGUUCUGAUGACCUUGUAGCAACCUCUACUACCUCCGGGGGUACGACGAGUGGUGGUCCAGGUGGUGGAAGCUUCUACAGAACAUAUUGUCCGCAAUACUACGGCACCCCACCGCAAUAUCAAGAUCUUUGUUAUCCACCAACGUACUCUCAUCCACAUCCGCAUCCGCAUCCACAUCCGCCGCCUUAUUACAAGUACGCGCCAACUUAUAGACGUCAGUACUAUGGGUACCAGGAAUCAACGGGUCCUGGUGGCGGCGGACCCGGUGGUGGAGGUAGUGGAGGUGGUCCAGGAGUGGUUGAAUACCAGUCACCUCCGCCACCCCUUGCGGAAUAUCCACCACCCCCGUAUUAUGGGGGCUACCAACCACCGCCCCCUCCACCACCACCCCCUGGGAAUCCGGCAUACAUGCAUCCUCAGGGAAGACCUUUUGUAGACCAUGCAGCUUUUCAAGGCUGUCCAUGUCCGAUGCAGUCGUGUCCAAAAAACGUGGAUACUGGGCCCCUUAUUGGUAAUGGUAAGGGGGCGCCAGUGGGCUCAGGGCCCGGUCUGUCAUUGCCGCCCAGUGCUUUGGUAGGGCCCCCAUCACCUGCGAGGGGUCUAGCUGGACUGGCACCCCCUCAUGGUGCCAAUGCCUGGGACACAGAUCGCGUCCAAAUCAACAAUCAUCGUAAUCUCAGUUUAAACCAACCACGUCCCCCUUCACAACACAAUUCCAAUGGUGGCCAUAAUCACAAACAGAAUCUGGACUGUAGAACCAAGGAUGAAAAAAGUUGCCAGAAUAAUGAGAUGUCAAAAUGUAACUGCCAGAAACAUGCCUGCACGUCAACGUGUGAAGUAAAAACUGAAACUCUAUCACCCGAUGAAAAGUUAUCCGUUGUGCAAUGCCCCAGUAAUAAAUUACCCAAUUUAAAACUGGAAAAUAAUAACGUUAAAUGUGAGUCUUGUAGUGAUGAAGUGAGUGAAAAUAUACCUUGUGAAUCGAAUUGCAAUGUCAAAUGUGAAAGCGGAUAUAAAUGUGAAAUAUUAAAAUGUGAGCAGUGUGUUAAAGGACAAAUGGCAAUUCUAGAUAUUGACAAGGACUCCGGAAUUUUGUUAAUCGAUGAUAAACUGGAAGGUGAUGGUGUCAAAGAGGAAUUAAAUGAUGUUGUUUUGAUCGAUGAUGAAAAUUGGAACAAACCAGACUAUGAGUCGACAGUACAAGAAACAGUUGAAGAAAAAGAAUUAUCUGAGAAGCCAAUUAUUAUCAAAGAACAAUUAAAAUGCCAAAAGAUAACUAAAAGAAAGUUAUCUCUUGACAGUCUGUCAGACAAUAAAAAAAAGCGUAAAAUAAAUAAAAGAACUUUGUCAGUUGGGUCGGCGCGAGAUUUAGCAAAUAAUGAUCAGAGUUGGAAGUUAUCAGUCCCGAGUGAUACGGUUAUUCAAUUGAUAGAAAAUGUUCCUCAAGUAAAUAUUUCAAAAAAGAAGUACACCAAGAAAGAAACUGUGAAUAAAAAGCGGAAAUCAGAAACAGUAAGCCAGUGUGAACCAGAAGUGAAAAAAUCGAAGACUUCAAAGCUAUUGAUAAACACCGAUAUUUCAUGUGCUAAUCGAAUCGCAAGCGAAUCUUCCAUAAUGGAAACAAUUAACAGCGUAGUUGAACAGAGUUUACAAAUAACGGAAAAGAAUGAACGAAAAUACAAACUUAGCGAACCAACGGAAAGAAAAAAGGUUGCGCAAUUAUUGUCAACUUUAAAGAAGGUCGCGAAAAAAAUUAAUUCAGUUAAAACAGUGCCUAGUAAGAUCACAGUGAGUAAAGUAACUGAAAUCAAAAAUGUUCCAAACAAGACUCAAUGUGAGGUAACAAACGUGCGGUCUCAAGAAUCGAAACCGAAAUUACAGGAUGUUAAGUCAAAAAUUAAAGCUAAGCCUAAGAUUUUAAACGCUAAAUCCAAGACGGAAGAUGCCAAACUAAAGCCACAGGAACCAAAAUUAAUGUCAGAAGUGUCUAAGCAAAGUGAAGCUGUUUCUAAAGCCAAAGUAAGUGAAGUGACCAAUGGUAUUUUAAAUCAUCCUGAUAUUCGAAAACCGACUUUAAUUAAAAACAGACGUAAAAGUACAAAGAAAUCAGUGAACAAAAAAGCAUGUAUUAAAUCAGAGGAAACCUUAGCAGCUGAAGAAAAUUUGGCACUUAUCAGGAGACCAAGUUUGAAACCCAAGUGGAGCAAUGGUUGGAGUUGGGAAGGAGAACCAUAUGAGGCAAAAGUUUAUUUAACGAACGAGGAAUCUGCAUUUCGACGCUGCUACGCGAGCAUGAGGCACAUAAGUGGUGACGUUCUGAAACCUCGGGACUGUGUUCUGCUAAAGAGUGGUCCACGGAAGGCUGAUUUACCGUUUGUUGCAAAAAUAGCAGCGCUGUGGGAAAAUCCACAUGACGGUGAAAUGAUGUUUUCUUUACUAUGGUAUUAUCGGCCAGAGCACACUGAACAAGGAAGGACCCAAUAUGAUACAGAAGAUGAAGUAUUCGCAUCGAGACAUAGAGAUGCUAAUAGCGUUGCUUGCAUAGAAGACAAGUGCUAUGUCCUGACGUUCAAUGAAUAUUGUCGGUAUCGUAAGGAUUUACGAAGAGUAGAAGAGGGUCUAGAUUCACCUGGACUCAUUGUACCACCGGGAGAUCAAUUAUAUCCAAGAGUCAGUCGAUUGCCACCAAUACCAGUGCCUGCGGACAUUGUGCUCUUUUGUCGCCGGGUUUACGAUUACCGUGGAAAAAAGUUGGUGAAGAAUCCUGGAUGAUUCGAGUUCUUGUGAGCUAUUGUGUACAGGAACCAAUGAAAUGCACAAAAAAAAAAGAAACUGUGAACGUGUAAAACUGCACGCAGGUCUCUUAUCACUUAUUGUUAUAGGAAUGUUCUAAGGCCAGAGUCUGCACUGCUGAAAUAAUUACAUCAUAAGGUCAAUGUACGUACGUAUUAUGAUAUCGGCAAAUACACUUCCAAUAGCAAAUGUCACACGAGACCCACUGUCAUCACACUGGCUUUGAAAAAGUGGUUUACGUAUUUCUUAGUUUGUUUACUAACUGCAUUAGCCUUCAAUAUGGAACAUGUUGAUGUGGUGAGAAUUUCGAGAAAAUAAAUUUGAAAAUUCAAAUCGGUUUUUUAUGCCGGUUUGUCUUCUUCCAUUAAUUGUGAAUCGGGGCUAUAAUGAUUAAGUUUUUGUCUCAGAUCCCCUUUCUAUUUUGUACAUACACUAAAAUCAACUCGACUCCAAGACUGGAGGAAUGUUUGUAAUAAUUGAUUAUAUUGAUUUAUCAUUAAUUGAUUAGUGGCAUCAAACAUGAACUAUUAUCCAAUUGGCAUUGCGUUAUUUUUCUUCUUUUUUUAUAUCAAUAAUGCAUGUAAAUUUUCUACCUUGCAAGUCUUUUAUUUCGUCAUUGAUGCUGUUCUGUAUUAAUUUCUGUAAUAGACAUUCUUAGAAAAUUUCAUAAUUUUAUAGAGACUAUUUUUUGCGAGAUAGUAUUUACACAUUUGAAAUAUAUUUUUAAAAGAGGCGGAUGAUUCCAUUAGUGAUUGUAACAAUUUUUGUAAUUCUUUGAGAAGAUUCAGAUGAGAAUCAAACGCAAAACACGACCAUUUCGCAAAAAUAGUUUAAGUCUCUAUCCAGGUAAACUGGGGAUAUCUAAGCGUUUAGUCCUAAUAUGUUACAUGAGACUCCCAUUCUGUGGAUGUAAGUUAUAUUAUUGAUCUAAGGCUUGAAAUUAUUCUGCAUCAGCGAAUAGUAUACGCAAGAAAUAUAAAAAUAUUUCAUGGAUCGUAGUUCAUGCUUCUAGAUCCAGAUAGGAAUGUUACGGGAUGAUAAUUCUAUAUUAUACGGCCAAAUAAAUGUGCCCUCGACUUGAAUUUUGGACUGGAAUCAAAUUCGUCUUAAUUAUACAUUAAAAAUGAAAUUGUAUUUAUUCGAAAUCAACUACCAAACCAGAAUAUCUGUUUACCGUCAUACUCUGACAAUUGGAAACAUAUUUUUUAUUUAAUUUUAUUUAAUUAUUAAAAUUUACAUCUAGGUGAGAAAGUAAAUGUAUAUAAGAAGAUCAUGAUUUUCAGAAAAAGUUUCCAUCACUAUUAGAUAAUAUUCAGGAUUAGAAGUUGUAUUGCAUGAAUUCUGGUUUCUGGACUAAUCGGUAGCUGUUAGGCUACAGUUUCAUUGACAUACAUAAAUUGCGAUUUGUCUAGAAAUUAAUGAAGUCAACUCAGCCUAAAAUACACAGAAACCUAGAAUGUUGGCAAAAACAGUAAAUUCCAAAUAGAGAACCGUGAAAAUGAAUUAAUCAUUUACGAUGUUAGCCAUAGGUGUUUUGUUAAAAAUUAUAUUAUUUAAAAUUAAUAUAUUAUUGAUGAUUAUUUAAUAUCUAAUAUAUUGGACUUAGUUCAUAAGCUAUUUCCCGAACAUGGAAAAAAAGAAGGAAAAAAAAAUAUUUGAAAGACCAUGAUACCAAAACAUUCUUUCAUUUUCAAAAAACAUUUGAUCAUGAUUUAAUAUAUUUUAAUAAUUUAUAAUUUAUGUUAUUAUUUAAAACACCCGAUUAAAAAGAGAAAAAAAAAAACGAGAAAAAAACAGCGUGUUAGUAAUUAAUUUUAUAUUCCUUUUUAUCAUGUAAGGAAAUCGGAGAGUGUAAUUUUUGAUAAAAAUUUAUCAAUGAAAAAUGAGACGUGCAACCAUGUCAAAGAUCGCCGAGUGCCGAGAGAUGGUCAUUUGAUUGAUUGAAAGAAUUUACCUAGAAACGGUUAACAUGGGAACAUUGCACAAUAAUGCAUAUCCUUUGUUUAUUUACAUAGGGAUGAAUUUAAAAACUAACUGUAUCCAUAAUUUAUUAAUAAGCCUAGAGAUAAAACCGAAGCCAUGAUGCUGGCACUUGCAUUUGCUCUAAUCAAAAUACAAAAACAGUUUGUGAAACAUAACUUAAUAAAUUCCAUUGUAUGGCGCUUGAUGGUUCGCUGUUAAUAAUAUUAUUUGAAAACAAACAAAAAGUUCUGAUCGAGUUUCUGAUUAACAUCACAAUUAGCCAAAACAUGCGGAUUCUUUAAUUCAUCAGUUUACACAAUGUAGCACAAAGAACAUGAUCAUACCAUUCAUCACAUGAUAAUUGUAACGAUUUUGUUUGUAGGAGUGAAAAAAAUGCAUACGUUUGGAUUUUGAUAUGUCGUAAUUUUUAUAUUUAUUCAAACUAACAUCGGAGUAUUAUGAUCAAAUCGAAAUUAUUAGUUUUUUUCCACAUGUAUUUGUUGGCAAGGUGCUCAGGUUUGUUCGUGCUAGUUUUAAUUAGGAUCUUGCACGAAUUUUCUGAUUCCCUUCGAUUAAGCUUAUGAUGUUUUUAGAUUAGUUUGGCGAAAUACGAGAUUGUAUCUGAGUAUAUCAGAAAUUCUUGAUGCUCUGAGUCUGCUCAUCUCAUAAUGUGACAACAAAAUACCAACGAAGCGAUUUCUAACUUUGACUGUUGGUGAUGAAUUGAACUUCUGGUUAAAUAAGGUGCUUCAUGUGUACACCAUGCUUUUCAGUUUUCUCUUCAGCGUGUCUGUCUUCAAACCCUAUCAAAGGUGUUUUAAUUUCUCGCUCGUGUUACAUGUAUUACAGACAGUCACUGAUUAGUCACGCUUGUCUCGGCUAGUAACAACUUUAUGAUCACUGGUCUGUUUUUUGAUUUUAGGAGUUGUUAAAGUCAGAAUUUUUCCUCAUUCUUUUAGUGAUUGUAUGUAAACGCACAUGAAGUAUUUAACACGGAUCAGAACAUGUGGCUGUAUUUGAUGAAUCUGGAAUUUUGGUUUCGUGUUUUCUUUAUUAAAAGACAGCCAACCAAACAGCAGUGCCGUAACAAAUAUACAAAUACAAUAAAAAGAGUUAUUUCUACACGAGAAUUAGAAUUAGAGUAAAAGUAUAUAUAUACAUAUAUAUAUACAUACAAAUAAUUCACACAUAUACAUAUAUAUAUAUAUUUAGUUAAUUAGAAUACAAAAUAUAUUAUUAUAUUUGACGAGAUGGAUACUGCAAAAGGGUGACUUAAUCGUGAAAAUUUUUAAAAGCAUGGGCGCAAUUUCUAUAGUGUCAUACUUUGUAAUUGAUAUGCAUAUAUGGACGACUAGGCAUUAUGUAAGCUUUGUAGAAGAAAAAUGCAGAAACCAUAGAUUUAUGUUACGAGAUAAUACGGUUGACCAGCAUAAUUGUUUAUAGUUUAGAUUCCAGACCAUUAAUUAUUGCUGUUUUUGAAGUUAAUUAUUGUAUUCAAAAGUAACAAAUAUAUUGUGCAGUAGUCUGUUGGGAAAUUUCGAAAUGUAACAAAUCCUAUGUGCCAAAUACAAUUUACAAAUUCAAACAAAAACUUUUCAGUUCCUUAUGGGAAUGCAAAGUUUUAUUGAAUCAUUGACAAUGAGUGUUUGCAUCAAGAAUAAUUUAAGCUUUAUUGGAUUUGGAAUUCAAUGUGAACAAGCUUCUUAUGUCUAUGAUAAUACUAAUUUAAAACACUAAAAAUAACUUGAGAAUUUCUCUUGGACCAUCAACAUUCAUUUCAAAAGCAAUCACGCUAACGAGCUACUGUCAUCCGCAACUAUAAACGUGUUAGUCUUCUGUAUUACUCAUAAGCAAGAUCUUCCCAUUAUAAGCCCUUCGCAAUUUCCAUAGAUGACCAGCUACCACGAAAAAAGAACAGAAAUAAGAUGAAAAAGAAACGUAUGCUAGCCUUGUAAGAAUGUACAAUAAACAGAAUCAGUCUAAUAAAUUAUUUCUCAUUUUC